AAAGAGGGUGGUUCCGGUGGUUCUGCAGCUGCAGGCCGGCUGCCGCCUCGUCCUCUGCUCCCCUGCCGCCGCCGCCGCCGCCGCCAUGCACCCCGGCUUCCAGAGCAGCCGGCGCGACUUCACCUUCGGGCCCUGGAGGCUCAGCGCCGCACGCACCCAUAUCAUGAAGUCGGCCCGGGUCGAGAGGUUAGCUGAAGAAUUGCAUAUGCCUUCCCUUCCAGAAAUGAUGUUUGGGGACAACAUCCUAAGAAUUGUGCAUGAUUAUGGCUUUGGAAUUGAGUUCAAUGCAACAGAUGCAUUAAAAUGUGUAAAUAACUACCAAGGCAUGAUCAAAGUGGCUUGUGCAGAGGAGUGGCAAGAGAGCAGGACUGAAGCUGAACAUACUAAGGAAGUUGUUAAACCAUAUGACUGGACUUACACAACGGACUACAAAGGAACAUUACUAGGAGAUGCUGUAAAAUUAAAGGUGGUUCCUACAACAGACCAUAUAGACACAGAGAAAUUGAAAGCGAGGGAACAGAUAAUGUUUUUCGAAGAAGUUCUCCUCUUUGAAGAUGAGCUUCAUGAUCAUGGAGUUUCAAGUCUGAGUGUAAAAAUAAGAGUCAUGCCUUCCAGCUUCUUUGUGUUGUUGAGGUUUUUCUUGCGAGUUGACGGUGUGCUUAUCAGGAUGAAUGAUACAAGGCUGUAUCAUGAGGCUGAUAAGUCCUACAUGAUACGAGAAUACACAUCUAGAGAAAGCAAAGUGUCAAGCUUAAAGCAUGUUCCACCUUCCCUGUUCACGGAGCCUAAUGAAAUUUCUCAAUACUUGCCUGUAAAGGAGACUGUGUGCGAGAAGCUAGAAUUCCCAGCAAAGGUGGAUCCUGAGCCUACCCCUUCACCAGAAAGCACGUGCAUGGAAUCUAAAUCAGUGUGACUUUAUGUGGACUUGAAGUGGCCCCCAUUCUGGAGACCACAUGGUCAUAUGACGAUUACCAUUGGCAUGGUUUCACUAUUUGUGGAAUAAAAAGAGUUCGGCUAAUUUUUCUGUAGCCCUAAAAUGUCGUUUCAGGCAGGUUUCACUAAUGUGUUUUAUUUUAUUUUUUAAUUUCAAACCUGCAUCUGAAAUUAGUAACGGACUGAUAGUAAACUGGAGUCUUAAUUGGCUCGGGAGAAUAAACUCCCCACCCUCCCUAGUAGUUUUUGUUCUCUUUUUAGUUUAGACAUUUGGUGUGUUGCCUGAACCCUCCAUUACCAGUGCUCUGCAUGAAGAAAUUUUUGCUCCUGCUAUCAAAAGGCAAAUAUCAUUCACAGAAUCAAGCCUCUAUUUUUAUACAGGGUUCUUCUACAAAAAGAUUUUUUUUCUCUGUGGUGUGUAUGGUUGAGCUUCAAUUCUCCCUUAGAAAACUUGCUUGGCUCCUUGGGUGCAAGCUGACAAACCAGUGUAAGUACUUUCUCUGAAUUUUAAAUCCACAUAUCUUAUAAGAGACUAUUAAGUCUUUUACUCAUGAAUAGCUUAAAAAGUAGCAAUGUGCAAAGCAUUAGUGUCAGACACUACUGAAAGGUAAAAGCUACCUUGUUUAGGAGCUGCUAACUUGGAGCUAAGUGACAGGUAGAAAUCAGCAAAAAGCUACACAGUGGCAAGUUUGUCAAAUACCAAUUUUCUCUGAGGUCAGUCAGCUCAGCCUCUCAAGGUGCCACUAACAUCUGUGGGUCUUGCAUGGGUUAGGUGUGCUGCUGACACAGUGCUUGGUUAUGGAAAUGCUUUGUACUUUUGUCUUUUUGGCAGCUAUGCCAUGUAGUUGGUGCCAGUAUAAACUGAUUAUACUGCUCUGAGAAUCAAACAGCUAAAUUCCUGGGAUUCUUAGAGAACAAAACCAAACAAAAUUCCAGUUCCUAAAUGGGAUGAGGAUUGGCAGUUUAAGAGAUGCAGGGGUUUAUCUAGCCUUAAAGGAACACUAAUGUUCCAGGCCUGAAACUUUGUCCCGCUGUAAAUCCUACUAUGAACAGAAAUGCAUUCAUUUACAUUUUAAUUAUCCUGUUCAAACUCGGUACCAUUUUGUAGCUAGAAACACUUACCCUGUAUUAUAGUAAACACUCCUGCUAUGGCAUGAGAACAAGGAAGUUAAACCGAUUGGUUUAGUGCCAUUACUUAGGUUGAAUGGAGUACAGGAAACAAAUGUUGGGUGUGGCAAAAAUACCUCUGUUUAAAUUGAUUUACUAGUCGAAGGUGGUAGCAAUAAUUCUGAUAUGGGAAACAUUUGAAUGUCAUCAUCUUAUAAACAAGCAUGUAUUUCUUAUUGUCUCUUUGCAUUUAAAAUAUGCAAUGUAGAGUGGGCCCAUUUUGAUGAGAUUUAAUUUUUUUAAGUGCAAAACUAAAAUAAUUAAAAUAAUAGUUUUUAAGAUGACAAUAACAUUUUAAAGAAAGCUACAGGCAUCUUAAUGACAGCUAUUGUUGUUCUGAAGAUUCACUUCAUCCUUUUAGUGGGGUAGUAUGGGCUGAUAGAUAGAGCCCGGGACUGAAAGGCAGGAAUGCAAACAGUAUUCUUUGCUCUGCUAUUGAUUCAUUGGGUGACUAUCAGCAAGUCACUUAACCUCUCUGUGCCUCAGUCCUCCAUAGGAGUGAUACAUGCCUACCUCAGAGGUUUUGUGAGGAUGCAAGUGGGUUAUCCUGAAUAUACCUUCAGCCUUAUGUUUGGAAAAGAUUAACUUAAUAUCCAAAAGUAUUAAGUACUUUGCUGUCAUUUUUUUAAACUAGAGGUGAGAAUGAGACUAGUUCUUUCAAGACUAAUUAACUCCCAGACAGAUAUUGCCUAGGAUCAUUUAAGAUGAGGGAUGAAUUAUAGGCUUGUGGCCACUGGGAGGCAGAGAAGUGCUUGCACUUACUUGCUUUCUCCCUUCCCCCCACCAUUCCCAAGUACUUCAGAGUAUGGGAAGGAAUGGAUUGGUUCUCACUCAGACUUUCAGAUCAGGAUAAAAAGGGUGAAGCUAGUAAGGAAAGAAUGUAGGUACAAUAAAUUUGGAAAGGGAAACAUUUAGAGAUGAUUCAGUGAAUUGGGGAAAAAGGCAAAGGAAGGAAACAAUCAGGACCUAUUUGCGUAGACAAGUCAUUCUUAAUGGUAUACUGUAUUCCAGGCUUACACCACUUUUCAAUGUGUUAGGAAUUAU
Molecule: messenger RNA, 3144 nt
Organism: Gavialis gangeticus (Gharial)
Lineage: Eukaryota; Metazoa; Chordata; Crocodylia; Gavialidae
Gene: TIPRL
Product: TOR signaling pathway regulator
Exons: 7
Coding region: 86-913 (275 amino acids)
Biological process (GO): TOR signaling
Cellular component (GO): cytosol
Source: RefSeq, a predicted model, not a curated record